Molecule: messenger RNA, 1162 nt
Organism: Ectocarpus sp. CCAP 1310/34
Lineage: Eukaryota; Phaeophyceae; Ectocarpales; Ectocarpaceae
Source: the annotation of a GenBank genome assembly
UUCUGCCGCUUUUGUUGCGAGUGGACGUUGCAUCGGUGGCGUUGCACCCGGAAGAGCAAACGAUCAGCGCGCCGCUCAGCACCAGCAUGUAAAACACCACCAUCUCCACGCCUCGAGGGACGCUGAGGAACGCAGCCUGUACAGAAAACGCGGUCGAUUUCUUCGACGGCCGAGCGGAAUUUUGGGCAGCAGGAUGGCAACAGCGGUUGACGAUGAGGAUCAACAGCAACAACUGGAGCAGCUGCAAAAGCCAAAGGAGACUCGUGUCGAGAUUGCAGAGGAGGCUCGCGUCGGAGGUCUGUCCCGAGCAUCUUUUGUGCAGACCGCAGCAGGCUCGGCUGCAGCCGUCCUGGCACUCUCGCUGGCACCGAAGAAGGCGUUUUCCGCGUUCGAGGAGAGCAUAGACAUGACCUGGACGUCGGUCAACACCUUCGAGAAGAGCGCCGGGGUCGCUCAGGACACGUACUCCCCGCGGUUCGUGGCCUACCUCGCGCGAUUCCUGGUGAACUACGACAGCGUGAGCGCGCACUGGUGGAGGAAUCAGCAGACGUCCGUCUCCCAGGCGAGCGCGCAGGACUUCGCCAAGAGGCUCGUGGAGCAUGGGGCGGCGGCUGUGUUCAAGGCAUCCGAUCUGGACGGCGACGGGACCCUGAACGAGGAGGAGUUUAGCCUGGCCAUCGCGGACCAGCAGAUCGGCUUUGCAAAGUUUGAGGUGCGGGGUUGGUGCGCCCUGCGAGCCGGCGGUGGCAUUGUUGCGAGCGUGAACUUCGGCCUGCGCAAGUACGGCGGCAAGUCCGGGGUCAAGAAGCUGUUCAAGCUGCUGGUGGAGGACUUCGGGGAGGAGACCGCGGGGAAGCGGCAGAUCGCGCUGCUGUUUGCGCUGCUGGACUCCGACCAGCCGGUGGAGAACAUCAAGGCCCUCAUGGGGGAAACGGACAACUCUUCCAUCUUGAGCUAUAAAGUGACCAACGGAGGGCGGGGGUACGAGGCGGGGCACCCUCCGGCCGUGAAGAUCGAGGCGCCGCCCUACCUGACGGACACGGCAAGGGCGACGGCGACGCUGAGGCGGUCGGGCAGCGUCUUCAGGGUGGCGCUGCGGUCGCCGGGGAAAGGGUACCAGACGGCCCCGACGGUGACGAUAUCGCCCCCAAGGUGGUGGUGA